This is a messenger RNA of Thlaspi arvense, 988 nucleotides long. The record is from the annotation of a GenBank genome assembly. Lineage: Eukaryota; Viridiplantae; Streptophyta; Magnoliopsida; Brassicales; Brassicaceae.
GUCAUAAUUGAUUUAAGUUUUGUAAACCGAAUUAAAAUCGAAUUCCAAGCCGAAUCUAAGACGACUGGAAUCUCUUGUACCGAAAACGCUACCUCCUUCUCUCCCCCUUUCUUUCUCGGAAAUAUCUUAUUCAUUCGUGUUUCUGGAAAUCGAUCGUCUUCGUUUGAUUCUCUCUCUAUUUCCUUCAACUUCAUUAUCACUUUGGUAUCGAAAAGAGAUAGUAAUACUGUGGGAUCAUAGCUUUUGCUGUUGACAUGGGUCAAACUUUUCGCAAGCUUUUCGAUACUUUCUUCGGCAAUCAGGAAAUGAGGAUAUACGUGGUAGACUCCUUGGAUCGAGAGAGAAUUGGUAAAGCUAAGCAAGAAUUUCAGGAGAUCAUAAGAGACCCAUUCAUGCUCAACAGUGUCAUUCUUGUGUUUGCAAACAAACAAGACAUGAGAGGAGCCAUGUCUCCUCGAGAAGUAUGUGAAGGACUGGGCUUAUUAGAUCUCAAGAACAGGAAAUGGCAUAUACAAGGCACAUGUGCUCUUCAAGGAGAUGGGCUCUAUGAAGGCUUAGACUGGUUAUCCUCUACGCUCAAAGAGGUUAAAGCUGCUGGUUACUCAUCGGUUGGUCCCUCCUUUUAACUCAGUCCAUUUGGGGAAAAAGAAAACCCAAUUAGCUAAAUCGACAUACGAAAAAUACCAAAUCAAGCCAAUGGUGUUUCAGUUUAUCCACCAUUAUAGAUACUUUUGAUCCAUCGCCAAAGUCUUCUUCUUGGCCUCUGAUAUGUAAUAUCACAAAAUCAAACCCUCUUUUAAGUCUUUUGUAAUUUAAGUGUUUUUCUCUCACAUGGAUCUGCUUCUGAAAGCAGCUAAUGUUAGUAUCCAUUUAGGCUCCUAUUUGCAUGAUAUGACAUUGGAGCUUCAUUGUAAAUUCUGAUUGAAAAUGAAUGUAUAAUCUGCAAAAUUCUCUUUGGAUACCAGGGUCCCCUUUAAGCUAACUUGGU